AUUUCCCCCACCUUCCUCGUAUCAUCAAUAAUAACUGCUGCUUGGGCUGGAUACUUGAUCUGAUUUCCCCUCAACCUGGAGAAAUCUUUCACCCUUCUCUCUCCCCACAGCAAAUACCUGCCGUUUUCCGCAACUUUUCACGACCGACUCCCUGACUGAUAGGGAUUCUUUCUUCAAAAUGGUGUCGGCAUCCAAAGAGAAACGUCUCGCCAAGAAGGCAGCCGAGGGCAAGGAGAAGAAGACAGUCGCCUCGCGAUCCAAGGCGAACUCCAAGAACGCCAGCGCUGCCGGCUCGGUCAACGGCGAUGAUACACCUCCCAUCGAACUCGAUGCCCACGGCAACCCGAUCGAGUCUGAGGAGCCCGCCACUUCGGCCGACAAGCUGGGCGAGGUUAAGCGCCUCGCCGCGCAGCUGGAUAAGCACGGCAUCUCGGACCGAGUCACCACGGGUGUCCUGGCAUCGACGCCGACAAGCAAGGACGUAAAGAUCACGAGUGUUAGCCUGGUGUUCCACGGUCGUGUUCUGAUCACAGAUGCCACUCUCGAACUGACGUUGGGCCGAAGAUACGGCCUGUUGGGCGAGAACGGUUGCGGCAAGAGUACCCUGAUGAAGGCUAUCGACCAGCGCGAGUUCCCCAUCCCACAGCACGUUGACAUCUACCUGCUCAACGAGGGCGCACCACCCUCCGACCUGGGCGCUCUGGAGUGGGUUGUGAAGGAGGCCGAACUCGAGAUGGAACGCCUCGACAAGCUGGCCGAGAAGUUGUUGGAAGACGAGGGCCCAGAGUCACCGGUUCUGAUGGACCUCUACGAGCACAUGGAGAUGAUGGACCCCUCAACUUUCGCCACCCGUGCUUCGCUCAUCCUGACUGGUCUCGGGUUCGACAAGAAAACAAUCCACAAGAAGACCAAGGACAUGUCUGGUGGCUGGAGGAUGCGAGUUGCCCUGGGGAAGGCCCUCUUUGUCAAGCCAACCCUUCUGCUUCUUGACGACCCCACUGCCCAUUUGGAUCUCGAGGCCUGCGUGUGGCUCGAGGAGUACCUGAAGAAGUGGGACCGCACUCUUGUGCUGGUGUCUCACUCGCAGGAUUUCCUCAACGGCGUCUGCACGAGCAUGAUCGACAUGCGGGACAAGAAGCUCAUGUACUAUGGCGGCAACUACGACACCUACACCAGGACCCGCAGCGAGCAGGAGACCAACCAGAUGAAGGCAUACCAGAAGCAGCAAGACGAGAUCGUCCACAUCAAGAAGUUCAUCGCCAGCGCGGGUACCUACGCCAACUUGGUCAGACAGGCCAAGUCGCGGCAAAAGAUCCUGGACAAGAUGGAGGCCGACGGUUUCAUCCAACCCGUCGCUGCCGACAAGGUGUUCACCUUCCGAUUCGCCGAAGUCGAGAAGUUGCCGCCGCCGGUCCUGUCUUUCGACAACGUCACCUUCUCCUACUCUGGCGACCCCAAGGAUGAUCUUUACCGCAACAUCGAUCUGGGUUUCGACAUGGACUCGAGAACGGCCCUCGUGGGACCCAACGGUGUGGGCAAGUCGACCCUGCUCCGACUCAUGACCGGCAAGCUGUCGCCUACCCAGGGCUCCGUCACCCGCCACACCCACCUGAAGCUUGGCCUGUACUCGCAGCACUCUGCAGAGCAGCUUGACCUGACCAAGUCGGCGCUCGACUUUGUGCGGGACAAGUACAAGGACAAGACGCAAGACUACCAGUACUGGCGCCAGCAGCUCGGUCGAUACGGCUUGUCUGGUGAGUCCCAGACGGCCCUGAUCGGCACCCUAUCCGAGGGUCAGAAGAGCCGUAUCGUCUUCGCUCUCCUUGCCAUCGACAGCCCGAACAUGAUUCUGCUGGACGAGCCUACCAACGGCCUGGAUAUUCCCACCAUCGACAGCUUGGCUGAUGCCAUCGAGGCCUUCAGUGGAGGUGUCGUCGUCGUCAGCCACGACUUUAGAUUGCUUGACAAGAUUGCGAAGCAGAUCCUCGUCUGUGAGAACAGGUCCAUCAAGCCAUGGGGUGGCACUAUAUCAGACUACAAGAACUACCUACGGAAGAAGAUGGUCUCUGCCGGAGCAGUUUGAACAGAAUGAACCAACAGACAGGCAUGACCUUGCAUUUUGAUAAAUAGAUAGACGGAUGACCAACGGUCGGCUAACAUUGCAUGCAUUUGCGCGAAGCCUAAAAGAAAAAGGCAGUUUGCGCCCAACGCACCAAAAAGAGGGGGGAAGGGUCCCCUUGGUAGGGGGUCGUGGGUCGUUGGUCCCAGCAAAAGAAGAAGACUGGCAGAAAGACCGCGCGGGAGCCUGGAUAUCCCCAUUACGGAGGGAAUCAAGGCAAUGCGCAACUGCGUUUUUUUGGGCACUGGGUAGAAUGGAUUCUGCUGGUAGCCACGAACCAAAAUCUUCAUCAUUACCAUUUCCUUUGGAGCCUG
Messenger RNA from Phialemonium atrogriseum, 2433 nucleotides. RefSeq names its product P-loop containing nucleoside triphosphate hydrolase protein. The transcript is spliced from 3 exons. NCBI's taxonomy places the organism in Eukaryota, Fungi, Ascomycota, Sordariomycetes, Cephalothecales, Cephalothecaceae. The record is from RefSeq and is a predicted model, not a curated record. Gene Ontology annotation, molecular function: ATP hydrolysis activity; ATP binding. The coding region runs from base 179 to 2083 and encodes 634 amino acids.